AUGAAAGGACGAGAGAAUUAUAUCAAGCAAAAGGUGACACCAAUUCAAGCAAUUGUCGCAUUACGAGAUGCUGAAUUGGAACUACGAUGUUUCAGAUGUUUAAGUCCUGAAGAGCAAACGGAAGUAGAAGAAGUUUGGAAGCCGAAUGAAUCAUUUAUUGGGAAAAAAAUUCGCCAAAUUAUUGAUAAAGUAAAAGAGUUUAUCUUAUCAGAAGUUGAGCGUGAAGGAAGACAGAGAACGAACGAGUGGGAUUAUAACUGGGAAAAGGCCAGUUUUGAGGAAGGCAUGAAUGGUUGGUGGCGAAGUAUGGCUGACAUUGAUCCCACUCUUUCUGUAGCCGAAAAAACCAUAAGUCUUAUCAAAAAGUUUAUGAAGCGUCAAGCAAGUGAACCCAAACUUGGUGAUCAUUUUGAGCUUGUACUACCAAAAGUAAGCCGAAAAGACAUGGGUUGGUAUCGUUGCAUAAGACGUAUAAACAAUACGAUAAUAAAUAGUUCUGUGAAGAGUAAAAUAAAAGCUAUGCAGUACGAAUUCGCAGAUUUGAAAUUACAAUCGAGUGCAUUCGCUACUCCGUGGAGUGAAUGCAGCAAUUGCGACACAAAGGAUGGCGAAAAACGUCGUAAAAUUGCUUGUCAUUUAUCGAUUGCUCCCGGCAUACCUUAUGAUGCAAUUGCAAAUUCCACGAUAUCAUAUAUGCAACUUUUCUCUCACAUUCCCUGUCGUAGUUCAUUGGUACCAAUUCAAAUACGCAGUAUCUUAUGGCCCAUUCAAGAUAUCGUCCAUGUUGAAAAUUGUUAUGUACCAUGUACACAAGCAAAAAUAGAGCGAACACGUUUAGUUAUGAGUAAAAAUGAAUUUGGUCGAAAUAUUAUUAUUGAUAAAAUUCCACCAGGUGAAUAUCAAUUAAACGAACGAUUACCGCCUCUUCGGAAAGCAGUGAAACGAGAAGCUAUACAGGCCUUUGAAAAUGAUCCUUAUAUUUUAUCCUGUCCACAAAAAGAAUUUGGCAUUUUUUGGGCAUUAAAUGAAACUUACAUCUCAUCUACGUCAUUGUUGGCACAGUAUCCUGAUAAAAGGAUUUAUAUCGAUGGUGAUAAUCAGCUUAUCAUUAACUAUCUCAAACUAGAAGAUGAUGAAAGUUUCUUCAGCUGUCAUCGAGCAUAUGAUGGCGAUGUCCUAAGAACAUUUAGCCUCAUUGUUAAUAAAGGCAAACAACGCCAGGAAAUUGUUGAGUACAUUAAUUUUGGUAUCAGGUACAGUGCAUUUUUACUCAUAUUAUUAAUGGUGCUAUCUAUUACUUUAAAUGUAAAUGUCCAAUCAGAAAAGUAUCGACGUGAAGUUGCAAUCAAACGGCAUAUCAAUGAACAGAUAAACAAGCAGAACAAUACAAACUCUGAAUAA
This is a messenger RNA of Acanthocheilonema viteae, 1401 nucleotides long. The record is from the annotation of a GenBank genome assembly. NCBI's taxonomy places the organism in Eukaryota, Metazoa, Nematoda, Chromadorea, Rhabditida, Onchocercidae.